Molecule: messenger RNA, 309 nt
Organism: Oldenlandia corymbosa var. corymbosa
Lineage: Eukaryota; Viridiplantae; Streptophyta; Magnoliopsida; Gentianales; Rubiaceae
Source: the annotation of a GenBank genome assembly
AUGGGACAAGCUUUAGGAUGCAUUCAAGUAGAUCAGUCCAAGGUAGCAAUCAAAGAAAAUUUCGGGAAGUUUAACGAUGUCCUUGAGCCUGGUUUUCACUGCAUGCCCUGGUGUAUAGGGAGCCAAGUUGCAGGCUACCUGACGUUGCGAGUGCAGCAACUAGACGUUAGAUGCCAAACCAAGACAAAGGAUAAUGUCUUCGUCAUAGCGGUUGCUUCGGUUCAGUAUCGAGCCUUAGCUGACAAAGCUGAAGACGCAUUCUAUAAGCUCAGCAAUACCAGGGAGCAGAUGAAUUGUCCUUCAUCAUGA